AGAUGUAAAAUCUUUUCUUUCUUCAUGUCAACCCAAGUAAAAUUGUUUAAUGUCCUUUAAAAGAAUUUGCAUUUUUGGCACAUAAUCAUUCUAGAAUGUUCAUUUAAGUGAAAACAGAACCUUUAAUAAGAGGCAUAUUUAUUAUGAUGUGUACCUUUCUGUCUGCAGGUGAUUUAUUGCUGUUAAAGCUCAGCAUGGCAGUAGUCAUCCGUUUACAGGGACUCCCAGAUAGUGCUGGGACAGCAGAUAUUCGAUGGUAUUUCCAAGGACUGUUUAUUCCUAAAGGGGGAGUGCAUAUUAUUGGUGGAACAUUUGGUGAAGCAUUCAUUGUUUUUGCAUCAGAUGAACAUGCACGACUUGCCGUCAGUCGUUCAGGAGGCAUUGUCCAAGGAUCCAGAAUUAAUUUGUUUCUCAGCAGCAGAGCAGAGAUGAAUAGUGCAAUAGAGAUGAGUCACAAGCUUGCUGAGGAAGAAGCAGCUUAUGAGAUUGAUGCAGUUGUUAAUCAGUGCAGAUCCGCUGUGCCCAAUUGUCAGUUAGACAGCACUGGCAAUAAUAGUAAUAUGUCAUGGUGUAAUUCUGGGCCCAGUUGUAAUAGUGCAACAAAUUCUGCACCUUGUAAGCCUACAGCAUAUUUGUUUGUAUGUGGUAUGCCAGAGUCCAUUUCAGAACAUGAAAUAAAAGUAUUUUUUCACAAAUUGAAUAUUCUUGAAGUCAUAUUGCUGAUAAAUGUUAAUGGUCAGACUACGGGUGAUUUCUUUGUUAAGCUUUCUUCUCCUCAAGAUGCAACAGAAGCAGUGAUGCGUGGUAAUGGGAAACAAAUGGGAUCCAGAAUUUUGAGCGUUGCUUAUGCUACUGAAUCUCAAUGGAUAGCUGCAGGAGGUCGUGUUGGAGUACCUGCAGUUGAAGGCAUGCCUAAAAUGGCACCCAGUCAUUCAUUUCCUGAAAGGUAUUCACCAUCACAAUCUUGGUGUCAGUCUCCUAAGACAUGUGUGUCUUCAUCCUGUGAUGACAAGCCUAAAAAAGCACCCAGGUAUUCAUCGUCUAAAAGCUACUCGCAAUCACGAUCUCGGUCUAGAUCUCCUAAGAGAUACAGAUCCUCAUCCCAUGACAAGGCUAAGAAAGCACACAGGCAUUCAUUGUCUAGAAGUUAUUCCCGGUCACGAUCUCGGUCUCGAUCCCCUAGGAAGUAUAAAGACUCGUAUCUUGAUGACAGACCUAAAAAAGCAUCCAAGCGUUCCGUGUUGAAAAAUUAUUCACGAUCAAGAUCUCAGUCUCGAUCCCCUAAGAAGUACACAUCCUUAUCCCGAUCGUGCUCACCUCGUAAGCAAGACUUCUACAUUCGUAUGAAACAUUUGAUCGACAGCAUUGAAAAAAGGGACAUAAAGAAGUUUUUCAAAGGUGCAGAGCUGACAGAUGAUCAGAUUCGUUUCCUUUACAAUGAACAGCAUAGGAAAACAGAAGCUUUUGUAACAUUUAAGAAAGAAAUUGAUUAUUUCAAUGCAUUGUGCCGUCACAAAGAACCUCUUAAUAACUGUACUGCUUACAUCUUUCCCAUUAGUAAGAAAGCAAUGCUCGAUGAACUUAAGCACCUGGAAACAACUAGGAAGACUGAAAACAGAGAGAGAAAGAGGAGUGUUUCACAUGCAUUUCAAAAAAACUGUUUAUAUGUUCGAAACCUUCCUUGUGAUGUUUCAAAAAAUGAUGUUAAACAGUUUUUUUAUGGAUUUGAUCUUUCAAAUAAUGAUAUUCAUUUACUUUGUGAUACUGCAGGUGUAGGACUUGGUGAGGCAUUAGUUCAGUUUAGAUCUGAGGAUGAGGCAGCUAAAGCUGAACUCUUAAACCGUAAAACAUUUUUGGAAACAGAAGUAUUGUUAAGACUGAUAACAAAAGAACAAAUGAAGAAACUGAGUACAAAUAUUCUUCCAGAACUGCCCAAACCUUCCCCUUCCUUGAGUGAUUCUGCAGUUAAUAAAACUGUUCUUCCUCAAAGUGGUUCUUAUUGUAGCCAAAUGAUUAGCUUUCCUGAAGUUAUGUUCCAGCCACAUCAGCAUGAGUUUCUGCAGAAUGCUGUUAAUGUGAAGACUGCUGCUGCAAGUGUGAAGUUAGAAAAUUUGCCCUUUAUGGUGAACUUUGAAGAAGUUUUUAAUUUCUUCCAUGGUUACCACAUAUUGCCAGAGUCUCUGACAAUACAGUCUAGUCUAGAUGGAACAGAAGCUGUAAUAAUUUUAAGAAGCUAUGAGGAAGCAGUGGCAGCUGUUCAGCAGUUGAAUGGCAGACCUUUGGGAAAAAAUAAAAUUCGGGUCAGUCUGGUUUAAAACUAGCAGAGCUUAGAUUUUUCAAUAAAACAAAGCUAUAGAAUGCUGAAAUAGUGCCAUGUGCAUCUGUAAAAGUGACAUAAAAAAUAUUCCGAAAUGUAUAUUGUUAUCAGAAUUUACAUAGCCAUGGUUGUAACAAUGAGAAACCUGAUAGUGGGUCUACGUUUCAGUUCAUCUUUAUAUUCCAGUGUUGCAUCCUUUCUCUGAAACACCUUUGCUUUUUUUGGGGGAUGUGUAUACUCUACUUCAGUAUAUGUAGCAUGUCAUUAGGAGCUACAGUAAGACCCUGUAUUUACUGUCUGAGCCCAGUUUCUUCCCCCUUGCUACUUGGAUAGUUUAGAUCUUGGUUCUGAAAUUCUUCUAGAGGAAAAGACCCUGUGUUCAUUUUUUUAACGGAAAAAAAACUUUAAUCUUGUUCACAUGGCUACCAUAUUACAGCCAAGGCACUUGUGGCAGUGUCUGUUUUGCCAGGAGGAGGUAUAAAAUACGAAACGCUGCCAUACGUACAAGCAAUUGAGCCAAUCCAACUGUAGGCAGAGGAUGGAGAAAUUCACUGGCCUGUUUUUAAUACCAGAAGAAUGAUGUGGUUGUAAGUUUCUAUGGUAGGGAUUGGUGAGACCACGCACAGUACCAUAGCACCAGCAAAAGGCUAAGUAUAUGGACAGUGGAUUUCCUUAAUCUCAGUGCAUUGUGAUCUCAUCUAUUACUACUGUUGAAUUACGUUCAUAGCCCUCCUCCACUCCAUUGAAUGAUGACAAAUGACAUGGAGGAGAACCACCCUGAUUUCCCAUGGGGUGGUUGGUGGGUAUUCCAGGGUGUAGGCAACGCUCAUUGGCUGUACUUUUUAAUUGGAGGACACUGCAGCCAGCCUGAGCCCAUAUAGGCCCUUGAGACAACUGGCCACAGUUGAGUGGUUGAACUCAGGACUGGGAGCUGUGCUCUGUAGGCCUCCCCCUUCCAGGUCUAGUUUUAUUUAUUUAUUUUUUUGGCCUCUGUUGAGGAGUGUUCAUUGCAUCUUAUGUUGAAGCUCAAAUUUCUUGCAUUAGACUACACACAGUUACUGCAAGUCUGGUAAGACCAAGCCACUUGACUGUAUAAUAUCUUUAAGAUACAUGCUUUGAUGCCAGCAUCUGACAUGAUUCAUUCCUUGUGUUCCCAGAAACUUUUGCCUGUUGUAUAUCUAACCCCACGCAUGUCCUCUGAGUACAAACCUGUCACUUUUAGAUCUGUAGGAGAGCAGAGACUUCUCUUCCCCACAGUCAGAGGAUUUAGGUCCAAGAUUAGUAAUGAACAUUAUACCCCUCUUGAGUAAUGAACAUUAUACCCCUCUCCCCACGCACACCUUUUAACUUUUACCCACUGGAUAUCUCUCCUUUGGAGAAAUCUUGAUGAUUAAGAAGUCAUCCAAGGAUUGGUCUUUGCCCCUAUUUCUCCCCAGAAGUGUAUUAAAAGUGCCUUAGACGUAGGAGGAAACCUAUAUCAUAACCCCCCGCCCCCCAGUGAAAGUAGUGCUUUUUGCCAAGGAUGAAAUACAAGUUUAUUGAAAGCACCCAGAUUCUUCUGCUUUAGUUUCGGAGCAGGUCGAUUUAUUUUUUAAACCCCAGGCUUAAUGCAGAUGUUUUGUAUAGGCAUCCUAGAAUAGAUUGACACACUUAGUUGAGCUCAGCAUAAGGUGCGAUGAGGGUAGUAGUUUUCCUGCAUUGCCUCUAGACAGGUAGCCUAAAGCCUUUGAUAGGAGAGUACUUUUUUGUCAUUUUAUUUUGGUACCCCUCAGACGCUUGUCUUACCCGAGUAGAUUCUGUUUCUCUUUGGUAGUUAAGGCACUGGAAAAGCUUUCCUCCCACCCUUUGCUGGAAUUCUUGGUGGGAGGAGCUCAGAACUCUGUUCACAAUUUCUACAAUGGGAUACUGUGUUGCCUGUUACUUUGUGCUGAUGCCAGCAGGCUCAGACAGACGUUUGUGCAGGAUAACCUGGCUGAGGCUGUCCUGCUUAAAGGAUGAACUGUAACUGUUUACUCUCAAUGCCUAGAUUGAGUGAAGAGUUAAACUGAUAACCUACGUAAGGACACUCAUGAGUGCUGUGUUGAAUAGAAAGCUUGCCUUUAUUGCCGAUGACUUUUGUAAGCCUUUUUUGGUCUCUUCAGACUGUUAGUGGUAAAGCUAGCUAAACUGGAAGCUUGCUUGCAGAACAGUAAAGGCUUUCAAGUAUGACAUGGUCGUGCCAUGUCAAUCCACAAAGAUAAGAUGGCAACCUUACCAACUCAUCAGUUACAGCACUGUUUAUCUACAUUUGGCUUUUGGGGGACAGUUUCCUAGAGUUUACACUAGCUUGGAGACCCCAUCACAAAGGCCUAGUAGGUUAUUGAUGUCACUGUAGGCCAUUUGUUGGAUGUACAAUGUUCUUGAGACAAGCUCAGGAGGAAUAGAAGAUAGCCAGAGUUCAGUAUAAGGCCGAGUGUAACUGAAAAAUAGGAUGUGCUGUGUGAGCCUUUUUCAGGGGAUUGCUUCCUUCAGUACAGAGCUGAAAACACUAUUAUGCCAGCACAGAGAGCUCAGGAGAAAUAGGUCUUUAAUUUGGAGUUUUGGAUGAAGAUAAAGUUUAGGAUCCAGUCUUGGAUCCUGUUUAUAUCUCAGCGGUAUUGGCUGCUGCAGUUUUCCUGAAUUUUUUUUUUUUUUUUUUUCCCCUGGUGAUGCUUGUGUUAUAUUUGAGUGUGCAGUGCUAAAGGCUGUAGAGUCAACACAUGUCUGUUGAUCUUCGUGUGGUGUUAGAGCCUUAGUGUAAGAGCCUGGAAUGGUGCCAACUUUAAGGUUGCUCCCCUUCCUUACAAUUUGAAUGUUUUGCACUUUCAGACAAGCAGUGUUUUAUAGGCAGAGCAGAGAGUUCACAUCAACUACUUGACAGUUAUGGAAAUGGUACCCUGGAUAGAGCUGUGCCUAGUUUCCCUGGCAGUAAAAUUUUGGAAAAAAUGUGCCCUCUCUUAAUUUUUCUGACCAUUCUAUAACUCAUUACUGAAUGAAAAAGGGGUUAUUGAGAGGGGCAGUCUACAUCUGGAAGUGGACAGUUGACCAUGUCCGUUUUUGCUCAGGUGUCUGCAUCCAUAAUGAAAUGAUCAUUGGCAGGCUCUGAACAACUCUUCCAUUCUUUUGGAGUUGUGUGGAUUCAAGAGUCGUCUAAUUUGGAUCUUUUUGAAGUGAUGCAGGGGUCAUUCCCUGUGCCACGCUGGAGGAUGCCAUUUAUCUACUUUUUACUGGAGCACAAAGGUGAUAUGAUGCAUUUUAUUGUACAGCACAGGUUUUACAGUUCUUCAGACUUUUGACUAACAGAAGCCCUGCAUAAUAUACUAGUUACACGUUUUGGAUAUAGUGCUGUGAAUACCCACUUAUGCCAUUCUUUCUUUCUCAUAGGAUAAAGGAAUACUUAAAACUACUGCUUUGAAGAAAAAACUCUGCCUGUAGUGUGUGUGCUUAAGAAUAUCGCACGUACCUGGGAGACGUGUGUGUAUGUGUAUGAGAGGAACUUAAAAUGUAAACUUUAAUCAUGGCCUCUCUUAAAACAGAAAGUCCUCCCUGAAUGGCACAUCAGAACUGCUGCUCAUUUAAGAUGAGAAAAAACAUCCGUAUUAGUUUGUCAUCUACUCUGAUAUUAAAUGUGAAAUUGUCACGAUUAAUAGAGAUGUGCUGGAGCAUUCAUAAAAUCCAGAGGAGAACGAGGAAUAUGGAGAGUUAAAUUUAUAGGUGCUGUCUUAGCAUGAAGUCUUUUGAAACAAAUACAUUAUUUUAUAUGUGUCUGCAUGUGUAUAAUAUGCAUAUUACAGUGUGCG
This is a messenger RNA of Protopterus annectens (West African lungfish), 6135 nucleotides long. Its product is annotated as RNA-binding protein 12B-A-like. The record is from RefSeq and is a predicted model, not a curated record. Bases 144 to 2315 code for a protein of 723 amino acids. NCBI's taxonomy places the organism in Eukaryota, Metazoa, Chordata, Ceratodontiformes, Protopteridae. The transcript has a single exon. Gene Ontology annotation, cellular component: ribonucleoprotein complex. Gene Ontology annotation, molecular function: RNA binding.